This is a messenger RNA of Pediculus humanus corporis (human body louse), 3282 nucleotides long. RefSeq lists its product as uncharacterized. The coding region runs from base 1 to 3282 and encodes 1093 amino acids. Gene Ontology annotation, molecular function: zinc ion binding; metallocarboxypeptidase activity. The transcript has 10 exons. Gene Ontology annotation, biological process: proteolysis; protein deglutamylation. NCBI's taxonomy places the organism in Eukaryota, Metazoa, Arthropoda, Insecta, Psocodea, Pediculidae. The record is from RefSeq and is a predicted model, not a curated record.
AUGACGAUACUACGAAGAAUUUAUUAUUUGCAAUUAUUGGUUUUCAAACCCCUUUCGUAUUGGAAAAGUCCGAUAUUUAAUAUUACAAAAAAAAAAAAAAAAAAAAAAAUGGGUGAAAAACAAAUUGAAUGUGGAGAUUUUAUUUUUCUUUGCAAUUUCGAUUCAGCUAAUUUAUCUAAAGUCGAACAGGUUUCCAUUAAACCUGUAGCUCAAACCGAACCGACUAAAAAGGAAAAAAAAAAAUCUGGUAAUGCCAAUCAGUUACCUAAAAAAAAACAAGUCGUGGAAAAUCCAGAUUAUGAAUUCAAUAUAUGGACCAAUCCAGAUUGUGUAGGAACUGAAUUUGAAAAUUGCAAUAGGACAUGGUUUCAUUUUGGAAUUACUGGUGGAACUGCAUUUAGUUUAGUCAAAUUAAAUAUAAUAGAUCUCAAUAAACAGUCGAAAAUGUAUAGUCAAGGAAUGGCCCCCGUAUGUAAAAUUGUACCUGGAAAGUGUCAGUGGGAAAGAAUUCGUGAUAAACCUGUUUUUACCUCAGAAAAUAAUGUUUUUACAAUAAGUUUUAAGUUUAGGACUACUGAAAACACUAAAGCAGUUACUUAUUUUGCUUUUACAUACCCCUUUUCUUAUAAUGAGCUUCAAACAUAUUUAUCGAGUAUUGAUUUAAAAAUGAGUAAACAAGAAAAUCACAUACCUAAAUCUGAAAUAAGAUUUAAUAAAGGAUUAAGAAUUAUUAAUGAUAUAAAUGAUGCUGUUUAUUAUCAUAGAGAAACAUUGUGUUACUCUUUAGAAAAAAGAAUAGUGGACCUUAUAACUAUAUCAUCACAUCACAAUAUAACAGCUGAGAGAGAGACUAGACUUCAAAAGUUAUUUCCUGAUGAAAAUACUCCAAGGGCUUUCAAAUUUUUAGAUAAAAAGGUUAUAUUCAUCAGUGCGAGAGUACAUCCGGGGGAAACUCCAUCAUCUUUUGUUAUGAAUGGCAUCAUUAAUCUCCUUGUCAAUAAGGAUGAUCCUAUAGCCAUACUUCUUCGCAGGCAAUUUGUAUUUAAAUUAAUUCCCAUGUUAAAUCCUGAUGGUGUAGCUAGAGGCCAUUAUAGAACAGAUACAAGGGGAUGUAAUUUAAAUCGGUAUUACCUGAAUCCAUCAUGGGAAUAUCAUCCGUCAAUUUUUGGGGCUCGUUCUGUCAUUCAAUAUCAUCAUUACGGUGAAGAAAUAAUUGAUAAUUUCAAACUGGAAAAAUUUGAUGCAUCUAGUCAAGUUGACCCGAAUGAAAUAAUAAGCGAAUCUGAUCCAUCAUCUCCAGAUAUUGAAUCUCCAAGGGUUGUAGAAUUAGAAAGUAUAUAUAAAGUUGAGAUGCCAGGGAACGACUCGGAAAAAUCCGAGUGUAAUUAUUCAACAUGUCAAGAUAAUAAUAAUAGUACGUUUACGACUCAAAAUAUAUCAAAGUCUUCCACGGAUGCUUCCAUAAAAAAUAUACCGAUUAAACGUUCAAACGAAUCAAUGAUCGAAAAGGAAUUGAGUAAAAAAUUUAAAAUUCAUAGCGAAUCAGUUGAUAAAUGUCGAUCGUCGAAAAGUUCGUUGGAAAAGAAAAAUAAUCGGGAGUCUGGUUUAUUUUUGUAUUUAGACAUGCACGGACAUGCAUCUAAAAAGGGGGUAUUUAUUUACGGGAACCAUUUUGAUAAAAUUGAAGAUAGUGUCGAAUGUAUGUUAUUUCCAAAAUUAAUGUCUGUCAAUUCUCAAAAUUUUCAUUUUUCUGCUUGUAAUUUUACCGAAAAAAAUAUGUAUCUCAGGGACAAACGAGAUGGAACGAGUAGGGAAGGAUCGGGAAGAGUGGCCGUGUUAAGGUUGACAGGUUUAAUUAGAAGCUACACGUUAGAAUGUAAUUAUAAUACAGGAAGGUUUGUCAAUAAACUCCCGCAAUGUUCCAGAGAUCUUCCUGGGAAAAACAAUUCUAAUUUAAUAGUUCCUCCAAAAUAUUCACCUGGAGUUUACGAAGAGAUCGGCCGAUCACUUUGCAUUUCUUUUUUAGAUUUAACAAAUUCAAAUCCUUGGAGUAGAAUACCAAAUUCUGAAUUUCACACAUUGUUCGGAAUCAGAGAUUGGUUGAGAUUGAAAAUAUUGUCAGAGAGUUUUCUCUAUCACAAACCAAUACCAAGAUCUCUCAUGCGAUGUAAAACCAAAUCGUCUCAAACUCAGGUAGAAGACUUUAUUGAUAACGAUAUAAAAAAUCAAAUAAAUGAAAAUAAAAACGAGUCCCCAAAAGAAUCAAUCGAAAACGAUUAUUGUAAUAACGUUAAUAAUAACAACGAGAAGUUAAUGACAAAAAAAAAAACGUCGGAAACGUUGAAUGAAGAAGAUAAAAUGGCGGAUGAGGAAAAUGUCGAGUCGACGGAAACGGAAGCUUCGGAAGUUGAAUCGUCCUCUCCCUCUGUCCUUUCCUCGUUAAGUACUACUCAUUCAAGUAGACUUGUUUCCAAUCGGCAAAGAGCCGCUAAAUUAUUAAAUAACAAAAAAGAUAGUCUAUUAGAAUAUUUCGAUAGCACGUCCGUUCCAAGAGAGUCUAAAGACGACGUUAAUAAGGAUGUUUUAAUAAUUGAUGAAACAAACAAUAAGAAUAGCGAAACAAGACACGUGAUGACGGGAGUCUUGAGAUCUGAUAUACGUCACGGGAAAAUGUUACCAAACGUAUUGAUAGCUCCACUUCACUCGAAACAAUCAGUGGUCGCCGUUGAAAAUGAUUUAGAAGAUGUGGAAAGAAAGGAAAAUUUAUCAUUCAGGAGUGGUUCGUGUAAUGCCAUAUUAAUAAAUAGAAAGGAACCACCAUCGGGUCCAUCGCAUUCAAAAAGAGCCAUGAGAGUGUCAUCGGCACUUCAAGUGAGAGGUGGAAAUACAUCCAGGCAGAAAAAAUCAUGCAUGAAAAAAGGGAUUUACUGGACGGGUGAUAAAAUUCCAAAGUAUAAACAAUUCAAUCAAAAAUCCGAUGGCGCGAACGCGGAGGAAACGGUCAACGAAUCCGAGACGAGAGUUGUAAAUCAUUGCGAAAACGAAAGGAGAACGAAAUUGUCAUCGGUUUCGGAUCAGUGUUUGUUCAGACAAAGUCCCAAACGUUUAAAAGUUAGCAAAGGGGGGGAAGAUGGUUGUAAAAUGAAAUUGUCGGAUUGGCCGAAAGAACAACCCGCAGUGCCGGGUCCAAGUUGUUCCGACAUUGUUACUUAUACGAAAUUGAAUCGACCCGCGAGUAAUACGGAUGGAAAAGAAGGAAAAACUAGCGAAAGUUUUUUUUAA